UUUUUCUCGAAGAAGUCGUCGCCCUGCAGAAGGACUGUUUCUCUUCUCUUCCAAGCUAUUAAUUGUUGUUAGCCAGAUCCACACCAAACAACUUCUGCAUCCUUCAUAGAUCCGGAGCUAUGGAAGGAGCUUUGGUAGCUGCCGCGGCUCGCCUCAUGUUCGAUAAGGUGACGGCUCUCCUCCAAGUCGACGAGAAACUCAAGACAAUAACUGGUACCAAAAGGAAGAUGGAGAAGCUCAAGGAGUUGUCCACGAUCAUUGACAUGGUGAUCCGAGACAUCGAGUGCCGCCCUUUUAUCGAUGAUGCUGUGAAGGACAUGCUGAAGAAGCUCAAAUACUUGGCCUAUGACCUCGAGGAUGUUGUGGAUUACUAUGACACCAAAGUCUUGCAGAAGAAGCAGAGAUCAAAAACUUCUUUAAGGCCGGUGCGUGAUUUCUUCUCUUUUGAUAAUCAAGUUGUGUUUAAGAGUAGGGUAGGUGGCAUGAUAAAAGCUAUAACAGAAAGUCUGGAUUCUAUUUUGCUGCAAAAGUCCAUUCUUCUCAAUUUGCCCCAAAGCAGUAUCCGCAUGUCGGAACCAAGUCUCUGCAGAGAGACCCACUCCUGUAAUAGCUUUGUUGUUAUAGGGAGAGAACCAGAGAAGAAUAAGAUUGUCGACAUGUUAACAAAGGAUGAUGAUGAUGAAAGCAACCAUGGCACAGUGAAGGUCAUCGCCAUCGUUGGGAUGGGUGGCCUAGGGAAGACUUCACUUGCUCAGCUUGUUUACAAUGAUGCGAGGGUGCAAAACCAUUUCGCAAGUUUGACAAUGUGGAAAGUUGUUGGGGCAGAAUUUAAUCCCACUAAGAUAAUGAAGUCUGUUUUAGAACUAGCUACUGGUGCAUCAGUCAACAUCUCAGAAAUAGAUUUAGUGAAACAGAAGCUAGAAAAAGCAUUAUCUAGGAAGAAAUUUCUGCUCGUUCUUGAUGAUGUGUGGAACGAGGAUGAGUUACAAUGGGGUGUACUGAAAGCAGCCUUAACAUGUGGGGCGAGAGGAAGCAAAAUUUUGGUGACAACCCGUAGCCAACAAGUCUCUUUAAUUAUGGGCUCAUCCAAUACCACCCACCAAAUACAACAGUUGUCCAGAGAUGAUUGUCUGUCCUUGUUUCAACAAUUUGCAUUUGGAGAUCAAGCAGUCGAUCAAAACUUGAUGAAAAUUGGUGCAAAGAUUGUUGAGAAAUGUGGCGGUGUUCCCUUAGCUGCCAUAUCUCUUGGUAGCAUGCUUCGUAGCACUCGAGAUGAAACUUACUGGUCCUCGGUAUUGAAUAGUGAAAUAUGGAGGCUGGGAAAUCAGGAAGAUAAAGUGUUAGCUGUAUUAAAGUUGAGCUAUGACACUCUCCAUCCAUGGUCAAAGAAGUGUUUUUCAUUUGCUUCCCUAAUCCCAAAAAAUUAUAGGAUGGCAAAGGAUUUACUGAUAAAACUGUGGAUAGCAAAUGGUUUUGUGCGUUCAGAAGGAAAUUUUGAUGCUGAAACAAAUGGCAACCAUGUCUUUAAUGAUCUAGUAAUGCGGUCAUUCUUAAUUCUCUUUACACCUUACUAUGAUUAUUAUUCUGAUAGUCAUGUAACCGAGUGCACAAUGCAUGAUUUGAUGCAUGAUCUAGCACGAUCAGUAUCUGCAGAUGUAUAUUGGAAUUCUGAUGAAGACUCAGUGGAAGAUAUUGGAAAACGAAUAUAUCAUUUGCAAAUAUAUGAAAGAAAGUUUCCAAACAUGACUCGAGUGGUCUUAGACAAGAAACCAUUGCACUUGCGCACCUUUAUGUCCUUUACGCCCCCCCUAUAUAUAUUACGUUCGAGAAGGAUCAAUCAGCUUGAAGUCAUCUCAGAAUUGAAAUUUUUGCGGGCAUUAGAUUUAAAUAACGGUGGCAUCAAGGAGGUGCCAACAUCAAUAGGAAAUCUGAUACAUUUGAGGUACCUCAACUUAUCCCGUAAUUAUAUUGAAGUUCUACCCGACUCCAUAACCCUUCUCCCCAAUUUACAGUAUCUAAAUCUCAGUUUCAAUUACACACUUCGAGAGCUACCAAAAGAGUUGGGGAAUAUUCAAAACCUUAGGGAUCUCAGUAUUUUGGAAAGUGAUUCUGAAUUGACACACAUGCCCUGUGGAUUAUCUCGACUAACUAAUCUUGGAAGUUUACCUCUCUUUAUUGCCGGUGACAAAAUUGGUGCAUGCUCAAUUAUAGAGCUUGUGGAUUUGAAGCUUUAUGGAAAAAUGAAAAUUGAGUUUUCUAAAAAUUUUAAGAAUUAUUCUUGUGGUGGAAGAAAAAUCUUGAAGAAUAAAGUUCUCAAUGAACUAUGCCUAGAGUUUAAUGGUUCAGAAAUAUAUGACAAGGACAUGUUGGAUGAUCUUUGUCCCAAUACGAGCUUAAAGAAGUUGAGCAUAUUUAAUUAUAGGAGCCCACAAUUUCCAACAUGGCUGAUAGAGUUACAACUGCCAAAUUUGGUUGAAGUUAGACUUGAAAACUGUCGUGAUUGUGAGCAUAUUCCUCCGCUAGGAAAUCUACAGAAGUUGCAGAUGUACAAUUGUCUGGAAUUGAAAUGUAUGCCGAGGCUUCCUAGAAUCCAAGAGCUUAGUAUAUCAUACUGCAGCGGAAGCCUACUCUCAUGUGUUGAAAGGCUAACUUCUCUUUCUGUUCUCAAAGUGGAUGGUUUCAAUGGCAUGACAUCUCUUCCAAGUGGUUGCAUCAGAAACCUGACAUCCUUGACGGAAUUACAAAUUUCAAACUGCGGACAACUCCAAUCUCUUCCUGGGGAUGAAAUGCAGUACCUAAAAAUGCUUCGUUCAUUGACCAUUCAAAUGUGUGAUAAUUUGACAUCCUUCCCGUCGGAAGUGGGGCGUCUCAGUUCUCUUUGUUUUCUACGAAUCUCAGAAUGUACAAAUAUAAUAUUGCAGCCAGAAGAACUCGCACAAAUCUUGAAUCCAGUGCAUGAGUUCGAUAUAGAGAUUUGUGGCAACAAAGUCAAUUUACGUGGGCAACUGCAAUACUUACACACGCUCCAAAACUUGUCUCUACAUGGUUCACAUGUUACCAAUAAUUACACGUUUGGGUGUGAAAUCCGAAAAUUAAGUAUUUGUUGCUGUGAUGAAUUGGAGUCGUUGAUGACAGUUGAACCUGCAAGCAGUACUGUGCUAGAACAACUAUAUAUAGAUGGAAUUUCCAAUCUCAUGGCCUUGCCUGACUGGCUGCAACAUCUCAAUUCUCUUCGUUUUCUAUUAAUUGAAGACUGCCCACGGUUAGAAAGGGUGCCGAGGGGCUUGAAGAAUCUACAUAUGUUGGAAUAUUUGAGGAUUGUUGGUUGCCCACAGCUGGAAAGUAGAUGCGAAAGGGAGACAGGCGAAGAUUGGCCGAUCAUCUCACAUGUUCCACAUACGUGUUUAUAUUUAAUAGACAUCUCAGAUUCCGGAUAUGGUUGGAAAGAUAACAAGAGGUGAGUAUGCAUGUCAGAAGGACUAGGACCUAAACUCAUAGUGCGAACAUAACCAUGACUUUCAUUGGAUAACAAGGGGUGAGUACGUUGAUAACAUUGCUUCAAUCUAAUAAUAUAUUUCCAAAGAUACAUACAUUUUGAUGCAUAAAAAGAACAAUUCUAAUAAUUAUAGUCAGAUUUCUAGUUCUUCCAUCAUUUUUAUUCAAAAAACAAUGAGAUAUUCUGAUAGUGCUGAUUUAUCUCUAUUUGCUUAUUGGAUAAUUCCCAAUGGUAUGGAUAAUGUGUCAAGGUGUCCUAUGCAAAAGCUAUUAAUGUUUUCAAGUAUUCAAUAUGCAAAUAAUAAAUGGCAGUCUCGUUUAGAAUGCUCAAGAAAUGUACUAGUAUCCAAAAUGUAAGAAAAAAAAUCUUUGAUGUAUGUUUUAUAGUGUAGAUCAAUGUGUUAGAGAAGUGUGAUUGAGGCUACCUACACUUUAUAAACAAAAUUCAAGAGGUCAGUUAAGAUACCUUUAUAAAUUUCAGCAUCACUUCAGCUUUGACAUUAACUUCUCAUAUUCCGCAUCUGGGCCAUGCGUUGUCAUUUGUUCUGCAGAGGAGACAGGCUUAGGUGACACGGUGCUAGUGGCCCAUGGUACAUUUCCAAGGCUCUGUGUGCGAUUAAAACCGUGAGGUGGCACAGGUGGUGGAACAGGAGCAUAAUAAGGCGCAUAGCCAUAAGCUUCCGGAGCAAAUGAAGGCGGCGGUGGCAUAGGCAACGGUGGAAGCGGCGUCGGUGGUUUAGGGUUUAGGCACAUGAGAAAACGAGACGACAAAGAUGAGGAUGUUAAUAGAAAUUUAGAACUUAAAACUUAGGGGGUGUUUGGUAGAUGAAUUUAGAAAUGAGGUAAUGAAAUGAUAGUAAAAGAUAGUGUUUGGAUUGUAGGUUCGAGAAUGAUAAUUUGGGAAUGAUUUUUAAAUUUAUGAGAAUCAACCAAACUCAUAUAACUAAGUGUGUUUCAUUUACAUUCACAUUCCAUCUUACUAUCAAACCCAUACUCAUAGUCAUUCUCAUCAUUUAACGAAAUG
Molecule: messenger RNA, 4519 nt
Organism: Zingiber officinale
Lineage: Eukaryota; Viridiplantae; Streptophyta; Magnoliopsida; Zingiberales; Zingiberaceae
Product: putative disease resistance protein RGA4
Exons: 2
Coding region: 120-3461 (1113 amino acids)
Biological process (GO): defense response to other organism
Molecular function (GO): ADP binding; protein binding
Source: RefSeq, a predicted model, not a curated record